AAACAGACUAGAGCUGCGACCUCGAUCAUACAUCCCUCGAUCUUCUCAACAUUCCAACCCUUCUCGGGUCAUCUUCUCAACUACUAGUCCCUCGAUUGGCAUUCAUCCAUGGCGGCAGCUACCAGAGCUCUCCUUGUUGCCGCAGUGACCGCGGCGGCGCUGUUCGGCACGGCGCUCGGCGCCACCUACACAGUCGGCGCACCGGCCGGGUCAUGGGACCUCCGGACAAACUACACCCGAUGGACUUCCACCAUCAGGUUCUACACCGGCGACGAGCUCCGGUUCCAGUACCCCGCUGCGGCGCACAACGUGGUGGAGGUGACCAAGACGGCCUACGACAACUGCAGCAGCUCUAGUCCCGUCGCCACGUUCCCGAGCGGCAACGAUGUCAUUCCGCUCGCCGCCGUCGGGACCCGGUACUUCAUCUGCGGCCUGCCGGGGCACUGCGCCGGUGGCAUGAAGGUACAGGUCAACGUCCAGUCCAAGGUAGUGAGAUGCCGAAGGAGAGGGACGAGGCAGCGGUGCACACAGACAACGCCACAGCCGAGCUCGGCGGCUCAGGCUGGUGCUGAGCCUGUGCUAGCGCUCGGGCUGGCCGCCGUCUUGGCUGGCUUGAUGCUUCUCUACUAGUCAUCAACGACAACCUCCAUAGGAACUUUCUGUAAAAAAUAAUAUUAUCUUUCUCCUUUUUUUUCCGUGAUGACUUUCUCCUCUCUCAAGCGUGGUUGAUCGUGCGCACAUGAUUCUUUGUAUAGUCAAAUGAGUCGUUUUUUUUAUUAU
Messenger RNA from Triticum dicoccoides, 780 nucleotides. Its product is annotated as uclacyanin 1-like. The record is from RefSeq and is a predicted model, not a curated record. The transcript has a single exon. Lineage: Eukaryota; Viridiplantae; Streptophyta; Magnoliopsida; Poales; Poaceae. Bases 109 to 630 code for a protein of 173 amino acids. Gene Ontology annotation, molecular function: electron transfer activity. Gene Ontology annotation, cellular component: plasma membrane.